This is a messenger RNA of Etheostoma cragini (Arkansas darter), 2442 nucleotides long. It is a transcript of the gene dbh, whose product is annotated as dopamine beta-hydroxylase (dopamine beta-monooxygenase). Bases 232 to 2097 code for a protein of 621 amino acids. Gene Ontology annotation, biological process: norepinephrine biosynthetic process; dopamine catabolic process; octopamine biosynthetic process. Gene Ontology annotation, molecular function: copper ion binding; dopamine beta-monooxygenase activity. NCBI's taxonomy places the organism in Eukaryota, Metazoa, Chordata, Actinopteri, Perciformes, Percidae. Gene Ontology annotation, cellular component: secretory granule membrane. The transcript has 12 exons. The record is from RefSeq and is a predicted model, not a curated record.
CUGUGGCCAGAAAGGAGAAUAGAGCCGUUGACGAGGCAAAUAAAACUAGUGAUUGUUUGAGUUUGAAGAUUUAAAGCACUGACAGAACUACAGUAUUGUAACUAUAGCAUCAGAGAAAAACUUUCUGGAUUGAACUCCACAUCAAUUCUGGCAGAAGAGACUGAGGAAAAAAAACAAAACUCUGAGAAUUCACCAGUACGCCGACGCUGAUAGAGACCUAUCAUUUAGGCUAUGAGGAUCUGCAAUAAGAAUCUUCGCCUUCAGGACGUCACCAUCAUGUACUUCACUGCCCUGGCUGCUCUAAUGGUGAUCUUGGUGGCUUCAUAUCAGGCUACCACCAAAGCUAUUGAUGUGUCCAGCCUUAAAUCAAACCCCUCCGGUCCUCUCCCACCUCUCCCCAUGCCCUUUCGUGUGCCGCUUGACCCACGCGGGAAUCUCCAGCUGGCCUGGAACAUCAGCUACGCCGACCAGGAGGUUUACAUGGAGCUGAGGGUUGCAGAGCUUAAACACGGCGUGAUCUUAGGGAUGUCUGACCAAGGGGAGCUGACCAACGCUGAUCUGGUGGUGUUGUGGGACUCCGGAGCCAAUAGCUACUUUGGGGACGCGUGGAGCGACAGUGAGGGUCACGUUUCAUUGGACAGCCAACAAGACUACGAGUUGAUAGAAGCCAAACACAAUCCUGACGGAUUCUACCUACUCUUCAAGAGACCGUUCAGUACCUGUGAUCCCAGAGACUACCUCAUAGAGGAAGGAACUGUGCACACCAUCUAUGGCUUUUUGGAUAAACCACUUGCCUCGCUGGAGCAGCUGAAUUUGUCCCAGAUCCACAUGGGAGUACAGAGAGUGCUGAUGCUGCGCCCCGACACGCCGUCACCCACCCUGCCUCCAGAUGUGCAGACGCUGGAUGUGGUGGCUCCAAAUGUCAUCAUCCCAAAUCAAGAGACAACCUACUGGUGCUUCAUACAGAAGCUGCCUGAAAAUCUGCCCAAGAACCACAUUGUUAUGUAUGAGUCAGUGAUAACUCCAGGUAACGAGGCCAUCGUGCAUCACAUAGAAGUGUUUGAAUGUUCUCCGGAUGUCAGCUACAUUCCAGAGUAUAGCGGCUCUUGUGAUGACAAGAUGAAGCCAGGCAAGCUCAACUUCUGUCGCCAUGUGCUUGCUGCAUGGGCUAUGGGUGCUGAGGGUUUUUACUAUCCUCCAGAUGCAGGGCUGCCUAUGGGUGGACCAGGUUCCUCGAGGUUCCUUCGUCUGGAGGUCCAUUACCACAACCCUCUCCUUAUAUCUGGCCGUCCUGACUCGUCAGGGAUACGGUUGCAUUACACCCCAAGUUUGAGGCGGUACGAUGCAGGGAUCAUGGAGCUGGGCCUCGUUUACACUCCUAUCAUGGCUAUCCCGCCCAAGCAACACACCUUCUACCUCAGUGGAUAUUGCACCUCCAAGUGCACCCAGACUGCUUUGCCUCCAGGAGGAAUCUAUAUAUUUGCGUCUCAGCUGCACACCCACCUGGCGGGGCGUGGGGUGAGGACAGUUUUGGUGAGGGGAGGCAAAGAGUUGGAGGUGGUACAGGAAGACCAGCACUUCAGUACACACUACCAGACAAUCCGAGUUCUAAGGAAAAUGGCAAAUGUUUUACCCGGUGACGUCCUUAUAACAAAAUGUACUUAUAACACAGAAGAUAGGAGCAUGCCUACAGUGGGAGGUUUUGGCAUUAUGGAAGAAAUGUGUGUUAACUACAUUCACUACUACCCUCAAACUAAGCUGGAGCUGUGCAAGAGCCACGUUGACCCAGGAUACCUGCAGAAAUACUUUAACUUCAUUAACAGGUUCCACGGAAAUGACCAGUGUGUGUGUGGUGAGGUGGGUGUGACGGAGCAGUAUUCUCAACUACAGUGGGACACAUUCACCAGAGAAGUGCUGGACUCCCUUUAUAAUACAGCCCCCAUCUCCAUGCACUGCAACCAGUCUACUGCACACCUCUUUCCUGGAGAGUGGGACAAACAGCCUGUACCAUUGGUUACUUCCAUCCUUGAAAAACCUCGCUACCCCUGUGAGGGAGGCGCACUUCCCACCAGCCGCCCCCUUACACCCCCGAUCUGAGCCAGGGGGAAACACGGCACGCUUCAGCCCGACGAGAGGGGACCUAACCUGGGGAACGUUAAAGAAGCGCCUGGUACUUUGCAGAAUUUCCCCUGGUUUCAUCUGCUUGGGGAUAGAUGGCAUCCUCAGGGUUUCCUGAGCCCCACCGAAAUGUCUACAGUAUAUUCAGUUUCUGUGUUAUUAUCGGUACACACAAUUAAUGAUAAUCCUAUAUAUAUUUAUUGUUUUAAAGCAUUUAACAGUAAAAGUGGGAUUGAAAUCUAAAACAAAAGUGUGAUAAACUAAUUGGUGCUGGGGACAAACAUUUAAUACUUUAAAAAUAAAUUAUGAUUUUACUACUAUAAA